Chionomys nivalis (European snow vole) is the source of this 1644-nucleotide messenger RNA. RefSeq names its product transmembrane protein 17 (gene Tmem17). Gene Ontology annotation, biological process: non-motile cilium assembly. Gene Ontology annotation, cellular component: ciliary transition zone. The record is from RefSeq and is a predicted model, not a curated record. NCBI's taxonomy places the organism in Eukaryota, Metazoa, Chordata, Mammalia, Rodentia, Cricetidae. The transcript has 4 exons. The coding region runs from base 202 to 801 and encodes 199 amino acids.
CGUCCUCUCCAGCCCCACUGCAGGCCCAGUUGCCUCUGCUCGCCCCUCCAAAGGGAAGCCUCUGGAAGACUGUGGGCCGCGCAGGGCAGCCCAGGCACCAAGUCCCCAGCUCGGGCACAGCACGGUUGCCCGGGGAACCGCACACGCCGCCGCGUCGGCCGCUUAGCGGGCGUGUGAGCGGCGAGGCCGGGCAGACCCGGCAUGGAGCUGCCGGACCCCGUACGUCAGCGCCUGGGCAACUUCAGCCUCACGGUGUUCGGCGACUCCAGCCGCACCGGGCCAGAGUCCAGCGAGGCUGCGGACAAUGAGAUGGUCUCCAGCCUGCCGUUGCAGAUGUCUCUGUAUUUCAACUCGUACUUUUUCCCAUUGUGGUGGGUGAGCUGCAUUGUGAUGCUUCACAUGAAGUAUUCAGUCUUGCCUGACUACUACAAGUUCAUUGUGAUCACUGUCAUCGUCCUCGUGACCUUGAUGGAAGCUAUCCGGCUGUACCUGGGCUGCAUGGGGAACCUGCAGGAGAAGGUUCCCGAGCUGGCUGGCUUUUGGCUCUUGAGCCUCCUCCUGCAGCUGCCUUUAAUCCUUUUCUUGCUCCUCAACGAGGGCCUGAGGAAUCUGCCCUUGGAAAAGGCCCUGCACAUCAUCUUCACUAUCUUCCUUACUUUCCAAGUCAUCUCGGCAUUUCUGACCCUGAAGAAAAUGGUCAAUCAGCUGGCAGCCCGCUUCCACCUCCAGGACUUUGACCGGCUCUCUGCAAACAGUGCAGCCAUGACGGGGAGAAGGCAGCCAUUUACGGAAGAGCUCUGAUCCCACUGCAAGAUGACCCACGGAGACAGAGGGAGUGACAGAACACCUGAGGUCAGGCCUGAGGAAGGGCGCAGCCCUUCUGGGCUCUAUCCUCCAGCUCUGAAGUCCCAUGGAGACAAUGCUAAGACACACUGUGCUCCAUGGAAGCCGAGGGGCUGUCCAUGGACAUUGCAUUUCUUGUUUCUGAUGUUGACUUUCCAGGUGUUUAUUGGUAGUUGUAAUCUGCCACAUUUCUGUAAUGUUCCUAGCUAGAAUGUGUAACUAGAAAUGUGUGGAAUUUCAGGAAAAAACUCAGUUUUGGCCAGUGGAAUCUCACUGUGUAUGUCAACACACCCCGGGCGUGCCCCACACCCAGGAGUAGCUGGCCAACACCAAACAAACUCAGUAGUGUUUCUGUGGACUGUUUGUUUCAUUUUGCUUUGUUUUGGCAUUUUUUUUGUGUGUGUGUGUGUGUGUCUUAUUGUUAGGGGUAGGAAGCUGGAGAAGAGUUAGGAAAGAGGAAAAAAACAUGCAAAAUAUAUGGUAUGAAGAAAAAAUUUUAACAACAACAAAAGAAAUGUGUAACAUCUCCUUUAAGCUUCCAGUUGUCUGAUUGGCCAUUCUGGGUUUCCAGGAGCCUGUGGGAACGCUUGCUCGUCAGCACGCUCAGCCAUAGAGGGCAUGUUUAACAGGGACAGAUUUGCCUGUGCUCGAUUCCAAUUCUCUUCUCCAUUACUGUCCUGAGGUGAGGGAGGCAGCCAUAUUAUGGUAUUUAAUAUUUUGUCACAAAACCAUGUUCAGUAUUUGUGAUGGAGGCACAUAACUGUUUUUACAAUAAAUCAUAAGCUAUUUACAUUAAAAUAU